This is a messenger RNA of Clupea harengus (Atlantic herring), 1790 nucleotides long. RefSeq names its product C-type lectin domain family 4 member F-like. The record is from RefSeq and is a predicted model, not a curated record. Lineage: Eukaryota; Metazoa; Chordata; Actinopteri; Clupeiformes; Clupeidae. The coding region runs from base 712 to 1164 and encodes 150 amino acids. The transcript is spliced from 4 exons.
ACAUUACCCAUUACAGCUCUUUUUCAUGUAACUCGAACACAUUAUUUGAAUAGUCUUUUUUACCAAGUAAUUAACCAACUAUGAAUAUUUCAACUGACCUAAGCUGAGCUACCAACUAACUGUCAACUAAAGAUUACCAACCUCACUACCUGAGCUGCACCCAUAUUCACACAGGCCCCUAUCCCAACCUCACUACCUGAUCUGCACCAAUAUUCACACAGACUCCUAUCCCAACCUCACUACCUGAGCUGCACCCAUAUUCACACAGGCCCCUUUCCCAACCUCACUAUCUGAGUUGCACUCACAUUCUGUACACUAGCCUUCUGUACCCUAUCCUCAAAGCUGCUCCAAAACCCCUGCAGCAUCACACACUCGUCCUCAACACCCCACCAUUCCCUUACCUCUCCACACUUAACACUAACCCUCCACCACUCACUCGUCCCCAACACCCCACCAUUCCCUUACCUCUCCACACUUAAAGCCACCUCUCAGGUGCACCUCAUUAGGUUAUCCCACACUCUACAAAAAAAAAAUGGGCUUUUCCGUACACAAAGGGAAAACCUGCUCCCCAUGAAACUGACUGGAGAGUUCCCUGUUACGGUAUUAUGAUAUUUAAAAUGGGUUUCAUGCCCAUAGAUUCAUUUCAUCUGGACAUCUUUCAAUGGCAUAGUCUACUGUUGAUUUUUUUUUCUUUCAACAGAAACCGAAAGGAUGUUAUUGGAGCAGAAAAACAGCAAUGAUGAUCUCACCAAGGAGAACACAGAGCUAAAGAAUGAGCUACAAGUGUGGGAGUACUUCGAUGGAGCAUGUUACCACUUCUCCACUGAUAAGAAGAACUGGACUGAGAGUAUAGAUGCCUGUGUGACUAUGGGAGGACACCUGGUCAUCAUAAACAGUCAACAAGAAAUGGAUUUCCUGAAGGACAAGACUGAACACUGGAUUGGUUUAACUGAUGCUCAGGAAGAGGGCACAUGGCGCUGGGUGGACAACACACCCCUCACUGACCCAAAGUUUUGGGCCCAAGGCCAGCCAAAUAACCACAAGGGAUAUGAUCCAGAUGGACAACACUGUGCCAUGAUUAAGAGAGGAGAGUGGCAUGACAGGUCCUGUGGUUACCCAUAUAAAAUAAUCUGUGAGACUAAAAGCUGUAGGGCCGGGGGUUAACUAAUAUUACCACAACAUCAAAUUAAUUUUGGAUUUUACAUUAAUUGCGUUUGAUCUGAGUAAGUUCAUAUAAGCUCAGAUUUAUGCUGUGUUAUUUUUAACCCUCCUAUUAUCUUUUGGGUCAAUUUUAAUGUCUCUAAAUAAAUGAUUACAUUAUUUUUUUUACUUCAUAUUCAAUGACUUUUCCUAAUUUAAUGGGGACAACUGGGUAAGCACAAAAAAACAUGAUGAUAUGUUUUCAAUGUCCUGUACCCAUGCUGUACGCAUAGGUGUUCUUUGGGGUCAAUUCCCUUUCUGCUAGCUUGCCAGUCAUAUUUGGGUUGAAUGUCUUUCUAUUCUGAGGCUUAUGAGUGUUGGUUUAAAUUAAUGUCUUUCUAUUCUGAGCCUUAUGAGUGUUGGUUUAAAUGAAUGUAAAUAUAUUCCCAUGGUUGGUGCACAAACUGUUACUGACCUGUCUAAAAGGACCCAAGCUCUUACUGACCUGUCUAUGAGGACCAAAGCUCUUACUGAUCUGUCUAUGAGGACCCAAGCUCUUCCUGGCCUUUCUAUAAGGACCCAAGCUCUUACUGACCUGUCUAUAAGGACCCAAUCUCUUACUGACCUGUCUAUACAGACUCAAGCUCUUA